AUGGCCUCCACUCUCGCCGCAUCGUCACUGUCGUCCCGCAUUUCCACCAGUCUAGCGUCGACGCUCCCUAGACAUGUCAGCAGCAGCCGCGUCUCGCGGCUCGUCGUCCGAGCGUCCAGCGAUGACGAGGAAUUCGAGGCUCGUCUGGAGAGCCUAAGGCGGAAAAACGCGAGCGGAACGGGGAAAAAGGCGGAGGAGCGGAAGGCCAAGGCCAGCGGAGACGCUCCGCCUGCUCCCUCCACGUCAUCCGCUUCCUCCGCGUCAGACGCCACGUCAGCAGCUGCAGAAGCAGCUAAAAUCGCCGAGAUCCUGCCUCCUCUUCCACUGAAGGAUCCCAUGUCCGACGGGUUACCAGUUUUGCUCGGAUUUUCGUCGUACACGGAGCGAUUGAGCGGGCGGCUCGCAGCCAUUGGAUUGGCCGCUCUUGUCUCGGUGGAGCUCGCAUCUGGAUCGUCCAUUUUGGAAUACCACGACGGCGCGACUCUCGCCGUACAGGUGUAUUUUCUCCUGGGUCUCGGCGCGCUUUACGUCAAGUAUGAGAAAGACAAGUCGAGCGUUCUGCCGAAGCUCCUCCGUUCCUCUCUCUGCUCCUCAUUCACUCCCGUCAUUCCUCCACCUCUCCCUUCUCUCCCCUCUCCCCCCCUCCUCUCCCUUCUCUCCCCUCUCCCCCUCCCCCCCUUCCUCUCCCUUCUCUUUUCUCCCUCUCGCCCCCUCCUCUCUCCUCCUCUCUCCCCUCCGUCCCCUCCUGACUUCUCCUCUCCCCUCCUCUCCCCUCAUCUCCUGUCCCCUCCCCUCCCGUCCCCUCCCCUCCACCUCCCCCCUCUCCCCUCCCCUUACCCCCUUCUCCCCUCCCCUCCCCUCCUCUCCACUCCCCUUCUCUCCCUCCUCUCCCCUCCUCCUCUCCCCUCCACUCCCCUCCCCUCCUCUCCUCUCCCCUCCUCUCCGCCCUUCUCCCCUCCUCUCCUCUCCCCUCCUCUCCCCUCCCCUCCUCUUCUCUCUUCUCCUCUCCCCUCCUCUCCCUUCCUCUCCCCUCCUCUCCACUCCCCUCCAUCCCUUACACUCUCUCGUUCUGCACCUUGCCCCCCCUCUCUCGUCAUCCCAGUCGUCACACCUGCCAUCUGUGAGCCUGUCACCCCCACCACCUCUCCCCCAAUUACCACCCACUCUCUCUUUCCACACCUUGACUCUCCUAUCCCUUCAUCCCAGUCGUCACACCUAUCAUCUGUAGGCCUGUCACCCCCACCCCCACCACCGCCAUUCGUACUGUACCUUUGCUCUUAUCCCUACUUGUUGGCCUUGCUCUACUGUUGUUAUCCCUAA
Molecule: messenger RNA, 1320 nt
Organism: Closterium sp. Yama58-4
Lineage: Eukaryota; Viridiplantae; Streptophyta; Zygnematophyceae; Desmidiales; Closteriaceae
Source: the annotation of a GenBank genome assembly